AUGGCCGAGUCCCUCGUCGCUGUUCGUGUCGAGCUCCCCACUUACUCUCUUUCAUUUAUUAUCGAGGUUCCUAUCUCCGCUACCGUGAUCCAUGUCAAACAUGCAAUUUCAGCGUCUUGCGCUGGACAGCCCCGUGUCGAGGGACAGCGUAUAAUCUGGAGGGGGCGCUACCUCGAGGACCAAGAGAAAAUUUCAGAUAUAUGGAAGACGGCAGAUGAGCAACGCAUCGUCCAUUUAUCAGUGCACCCCUCCGGUUGGUCUGGUGCUCCCCCAUCUUCUAGUGCAACAACAACCACACACCCUAUAUCCGACAAAGGGAAAUCCCCCUUAUUACAAAGAGACGUUCCUUCCAACACUCCCGCGGCGCCUCCCAGGGUGCAAUCUCAUCCUUUCGCACAUUUACCCCUGGAUCACCAAUUCAUUGCUUAUAUCCAUCAGGCCGCUCUAUCAAAGCUCACUAGAGGGCUCGUCGAGCACCCACAAUAUUCAGUGAUUCCCUCUCGCACAGUUGCAUUGGAGAGCCUUGAGAAGAAGGGAUAUAUUUGGCCUUCAGUCCUGGAUGAGCCAUACCCUUUCUCUCAGCAUGGUGACGGCUCUGGACUGCAAUACGAAUUGAUGACGACUGAUGGCAAGUCAUACCUCUCCCUCCGUAACCCAGGUUCAAGGCCUACCGUUGAGCAAGUACAUGCCUUGAAGGUCUUGACCUAUACGUUUUCAAUAUUGUUCCUUCAACCAUUGCCUCAACCACCGGCGCCAACGCCAGCCACUUUCUCCAAUGAGACUGUACCGCAUCAAUUAAACGACCUCCUCCAGCAGCUUGGCCUUCCCACACUUCGUGCUGUCCCGAAUGUCAACGUCGAUGUCGAUGUUAAUGGUCAGAUGGGCGUUGAAGCGAACCUCCCAGCACCCGGAGGUGAAGCCCAGAUACUUCCCGAUAUCCCAGUUCGUGUGCUACUGGCCCCCUUAGUGAUGGUAUUAUUCCGAACUCUGCUCUUGCUGUACUUUUUCUCCCCAACUCGCAAACCGCUGUUGGGUUUGUGCAUUAUCGCAUGGAUAAUAUAUGAGAUGUGGACGAAUGUGCGGAACGUUGUACUCGGACCACUUAAUCGGGAGAGGGAGCGUUUAGCUGGUGUUGCCGCUGCCGCGGAGGCUGCAAGACAGGCUCCAGGUCAGGGUCAACCUGGAGGUCCCCCAGCAACUCCUGCAACUCCUGCACCUCCUGCCCAGUCUGACAUACCAAUGCCCGCACGAAAUCAAGAAGCGCAGGGGCCUCCGCUCCCCAGCAACUCUACCUCUCUUCUGGACCUCCUCGCACGCAUAGGCAUCGAUACGGAGAAUAAGUCACUCUGGCCAACAUCUUCACCGCGUACCCCAUUUUCGCCACCGAGUCUAAUGCACAAGGUGACGACCUUCGUAAGUUUGCUUGUGCUGACUCUCCAUCCGGAGGUAUGGAAUCGCAGGCGCGCAGCGCUGAGGACAAGGGAAGGGCGUUUGCGAACAGAAGCGAAUGUGAUGGAACGAGAGGUCGAGAGAUUGGAGGGCCAGGAACUGAGCGAGGAAGACAAAAAGAGGGAGGAGACGACAGCUGUGUUGCGGGUGCAGGAUGGAAGGCGUGCUCCUUGGGUGAAAACUUAUAUUCAGCGUGUCAGAGGCGGAGAGUGGGUAGAUGAUUUAUAG
Suillus subaureus is the source of this 1677-nucleotide messenger RNA. RefSeq lists its product as uncharacterized. Gene Ontology annotation, molecular function: protein binding. Gene Ontology annotation, biological process: endoplasmic reticulum unfolded protein response. The record is from RefSeq and is a predicted model, not a curated record. NCBI's taxonomy places the organism in Eukaryota, Fungi, Basidiomycota, Agaricomycetes, Boletales, Suillaceae. Bases 1 to 1677 code for a protein of 558 amino acids. The transcript is spliced from 3 exons.